AUGCCGAGUGAAGAGUUCAAGGAGGCAUCCAAGAGCCUUGCUAGAGAGGAGGCCAUUGCCCGAAUGCUAGGGCGGAGAGCCGUUCAUGAGAUACAGAUAGAUGUAUAUAUGCAUGUUGUUGCAAUGUCAGAGGAUCCUAAAGAAGGCAAUCUAAGCGAUCAAGAUGUCACCAACCAAUUCCAGGUUCUGAAAACUGACUUUGAGCCGACGGGUAUCGUCUUCAAUUUAAAAAGCAUCGAUAGGACUAUCAACGCUACGUGGGCCAAUAACGCCGAUCUUAAGCGUAUGUGGUACUAUCUUCGCAAUGGCAGCUAUCACGACCUCAAUCUGUGGUUUAUUCCUACGUUGAAAGAAUACGGGUACUGUACAAUCCCCGCUACCGGCGACUCACUACCAUAUGCGAUGCAACAGGAUGGAUGCACGAUACGAUCUGAUACUGUUCCUGGUGGCAGAGCAAAUAAGUAUAAUCUUGGGAAAACAGUGACACAUGAGGUUGGCCAUUGGCUGGGCCUCUUGCAUACAUUUCAAGGUGGAUGCAAAGGUCCAGGAGACUACAUUGAUGAUACACCGGCGCAGGCAAGCCCGUCGAUGGGAUGCCCUGAAGGGAGAGAUUCUUGCCCCAAACAACCAGGACUGGAUCCCAUUCACAAUUAUAUGGAUUAUUCGGAUGACACGUGCUACAGGGAAUUUACCCCUGGCCAGGUAGAUCGAAUGGUGAAAGUUUGGGACGUAUAUCGAGCAUGGGCCGCUGAACUAUGGAAAUAGCUGCUGAGCGAAAACAAAUAAGUCUCCGUUGUUUAGAAUACAUACUCCAAAUACAAACAGCGCUCGGG
Molecule: messenger RNA, 833 nt
Organism: Trichoderma asperellum CBS 433.97
Lineage: Eukaryota; Fungi; Ascomycota; Sordariomycetes; Hypocreales; Hypocreaceae
Molecular function (GO): metallopeptidase activity
Source: RefSeq, a predicted model, not a curated record